AAUUUGUUAUUAGAUAUUCUCUUUGUCUGAAAGCAAAAAAAAAAGCAUUAAACAUCAGUUAUAUCCAUUUCCCAGAUUUGCCAGGAUCGGCACAGCAAGCAUCACAAAGCAUAUGAUGGAAGUGGAGAGCCAUAAAAACCAUUCUUAUAGCACUUUCUUCUUAAUAGUAUUUCCAUCGUUUUAUGAUUACAGGCGGAUUAUUUUUAUUCCUGUAUUUAUUUUGUUUAUUCUGGCUAUACUGCUUAACUCUGGAAUCAUUUUUGUUAUUACAACAGGAUCAGGUCUGCAUUUGCCAAUGUAUAUUUUAAUAUGCACUAUGGCUGUUGUAGAUCUAACCAUACCAAUGACAUUCACCCCAAAAAUGCUGCUCAGUUUAUUACUUGACUGGAAUGAUAUUUCACUUGUUGGCUGUUUAGUGCAAAUGUUUUUUGUUCAUUUUGUUAGUUCAUUUGAAUCAACCAUCCUUCUUGUUAUGGCUAUUGACCGAUAUGUGGCAAUAUGCAAUCCAUUACGUUAUAAUGAUUACAUUAAUACCUCCAAUUUUCUUAAAAUUGCAGUAUUUGCCCUAGUUCGAAGUACUAUAUUUGUUUUUUUGAUUAUUUUAUUUGCUAGUUCCCUUACUUUCUGUUUGUCAAAUGUGAUUGAGCACUGUUAUUGUGAACACAUGGUGGUAGUUGGGUUAGCUUGUGAGAAUACAAACAGAAACAAUAUAAUGGGAUUAGUUGCAGCUUUUUCAAUAGCAGGUCUUGACCUUUUGUUCAUUCUUUUUUCCUAUGGUAAAAUUUUUUUUGCAGUUCUCAGAUCAGCAUCGGGAAAAUCAAAACAAAAGGCCAUAAGUACAUGUGGCACUCAUUUAAUUGUCAUUCUUAUGACAUAUUGUAUGGGCCUAAGCUCAUUUCUCGCAUAUAGAUUUAGUAACUCAGUUACUUCUGAUUUUCACAACCUAAUAAGUGUUUCAUAUCUCCUUCUACCAAGUUGUUUCAACCCGAUUAUUUAUGGUGUUAGAACAAAGGAAAUCAGGGAACAAAUUCUAAGGAAGCUUGGCAUAGGCAAAAAACUUCCAGUUUCUAACAGAGGGCAAAGUUCUAAUACAUAAAAAGUAAAGGCUAAUAUAGAGAAAUUGAUGUAAGUUCUCAUACUCUAAUAAAGUUUAAAUAGGCACAGUGGUGACAUAGUUAUUAAUGUAAUACCACCCAGUUCAGUGUGGAGUUACACUUUUCCUUGUGUCUGUGGUUUUCUCUGGGUUUUCCUCACAUCUGAAAAGCAUAAGGCAUAAGUCGAGUGGCAAUUCUUAAAUGGUCUGAUAGUAGUGAGUGAAAGAGUUCUUUAAUGGACUAACACCCUCUAUAUGGUUGGUCACUGCCUUGUGCCCAAUAUUACUAAGCAUAAACAUUGUUAGCUUGCAACACUGAAUUAGAAUAACUGGUUCAGAGAAAAAAAUUACUGGUUAGAAGUUUAAAUGUGUACUGUAGCAUAAUCUAAAAAAUCUUCUGAUGGUUUCUGGAAUUGUCUUUCUAUUUUUACCCCAGUUGUAUAAAUGUGUUAAUAAAAAAUAUGCAAAAUGUUGAUUUUUACUUUUGUCUGUUAGGUUAUUGCA
Molecule: messenger RNA, 1597 nt
Organism: Erpetoichthys calabaricus (reedfish)
Lineage: Eukaryota; Metazoa; Chordata; Cladistia; Polypteriformes; Polypteridae
Product: olfactory receptor 52D1-like
Exons: 1
Coding region: 113-1096 (327 amino acids)
Biological process (GO): G protein-coupled receptor signaling pathway
Cellular component (GO): membrane
Molecular function (GO): G protein-coupled receptor activity; olfactory receptor activity
Source: RefSeq, a predicted model, not a curated record